Molecule: messenger RNA, 8445 nt
Organism: Labrus bergylta (ballan wrasse)
Lineage: Eukaryota; Metazoa; Chordata; Actinopteri; Labriformes; Labridae
Product: plexin-A2-like
Biological process (GO): regulation of cell migration; regulation of cell shape; negative regulation of cell adhesion
Cellular component (GO): semaphorin receptor complex; plasma membrane
Molecular function (GO): semaphorin receptor activity; protein binding
Source: RefSeq, a predicted model, not a curated record
GAGAGAGGGAAGAGAGAGAGGUUAUGUGACAGCAUGUUUCAGAAGAGGAUCAACCCCUGAACGAGGUGGGAGGGUCAGUCGGUACCGGCACCCACGGAGAGAUGCACACCGCUGCCCAGAUGACUUUACCGGCUGCGCGUGGAAGAGAUUGACCGUCAGUUUCAGUUUGUUUCGCUGUUUCUCCACAUUUGACGAGACUGACUGACUACUGGCUGAAACGCGGGACGAUCCACCCUGAAAAAUCUCUGCGAAAUAACCGGAUCUGCUCCACUCAUGAAUGAGUCUCCUCAUAUUUCAAGAAAUAUGUGAAGAACACUUAAAAAGGAGGAGACCGUACUUCAAAUCAUCUUUUCAGCCCCAAUCCUGACACUCAAUCCCAGAAGUUUUGCCUGUGCUUGGUGGUUUUCGGAGCCCUGUUGGGAUGGGGACGUGCUUGGAUAGAGGACGGACUUACUGCAGCCUCACUAAAGGACACUGCCGUCUAAAGGUCAUGUCAUGGCCUCUGGCACUGUGGCUAUUGACUCUAAUCUCUCUGAAUCAAAAGACUGUUGGGCAGACUCUAAACUACUUCCAAUCAGAGAGGAAGGAGUGGUCGCUGAACCACCUGACUGUGCAUCAGUCCACUGGUGCUCUCUAUGUCGGAGCUGUAAACAGAAUCUACAAGCUGUCAGCCAAUCUCACCCUCCUGGUGUCCCAUGACACGGGGCCAGAGUACGACAACAAAGCGUGUUAUCCUCCUCUGAUUGUGCAGCCCUGUUCUGAAUCUCUUGCUUCUACCGACAAUGUGAACAAACUGCUGCUCAUCGACUACUCUCACAACCGGCUGCUGGCCUGCGGCAGUCUCUACCAGGGCGUCUGUAAGCUGAUGAGGCUGGAUGACUUGUUUAUUCUUGUGGAGCCCACGCACAAGAAAGAGCACUACCUGUCCAGUGACAACCAGACGGGGACUAUGUUCGGGGUUGUCGUGCCCUCGCAGAAUCAGGAUGCCACUCUGUACAUUGGGACGGCUGUCGGAGGCAAACAGGACUACUUUCCAACGAUCUCCAGCCGAAAGCUGCCUCGAGACCCAGAAUCCUCUGCAAUGCUGGACUACGAGCUUCACACUGACUUUGUUUCCUCUCUCAUUAAAAUCCCCUCGGACACACUGGCUCUUGUUCCACACUUUGACAUCUACUACAUCUACGGCUUUGCCAGCGGAAACUUUGUCUACUUCAUGACAGUCCAGCCGGAGACGCCUGACAAUGGUAUGCCUGCAGGAAGCUCACCUGGCGACCUGUUUUACACCUCUCGAAUCAUCCGCCUCUGCAAAGGUGACAAGAAGUUUCACUCCUACGUGUCACUUCCUGUGGGGUGCGUACACAGAGGUGAGGAAUACCGUCUAUUACAGGCUGCUUACCUGUCCAAGUCCGGCAGGGUUCUGGCAAAGUCUCUCAACAUCAGCGCCCAGGAGGACGUGCUCUUUGCUGUGUUUUCUAAGGGACAGAAGCAGUUGCACGACCCUCCAGAUCACACCGCGCUCUGCGUCUUCACCAUCCAAGAAAUCAACACUCGGAUCAAGGAGCGACUGCAGUCCUGUUACCAGGGCGAGGGAAACCUGGAGCUGCACUGGCUGCUGGGAAAGGACGUGCAGUGCACAAAGGCGCCGGUUCCCAUCGAUGAUCACUUCUGCGGCCUGGAUAUAAACCAGCCCCUGGGGGGUUCUCAGCUGGUGUCGGGUCGGACGGUGUACACAGAGAGCAGGGACAGGCUGACCUCUGUCACCUCCUACGUCUACAACGGCCACAGUGUGGUGUUUCUGGGGACCAAGAGUGGACGGGUGAAGAAGAUCAGAGUGGACGGUCCUCUGGAGGGAGGGGUGCUGUACGAGACAGUGACCGUGAUGAAGGAUAGCAGCCCCAUCCUCAGGGACAUGGCCUUCUCCCUGGACAGGAACUCUCUUUAUGUCAUGUCUGACAAUCAGUUGUCUCAGGUCCCUGUGGAGGCCUGCGGACAGUACGGGACCUGUGCUGAGUGUCUGAGCUCCGGUGACCCUCACUGUGGCUGGUGUGUGCUCUACAACAUGUGCUCGAAGAGAGAUCGGUGUCAGAGGGCGGAGGAGGCGUUCCGAUUUGCCACUGACAUUGACCGCUGUGUGAAGGUCAUUGCUCACCCUGACAGCAUCGCUGUAUCAGCACAUAGUGUGCCUCUUCUGCUGGAGGUGAAUAAUGUUCCAGACCUCUCUGCUGGAAUCACCUGUUCAUUCGGCCAGCAGGCCCAAGUGGAGGGUCACGUCAACGGGAACAGGGUGAUGUGUCUGUCCCCGGCUGGGAAGGAGGUCCCUCAGAUCCCACAGGGGCAAGACUGGGCCGGCGUCGAGCUUCGUCUGAACUCGAAAGAGACGGGCCAAAUGGUCGCCAGCACAGAGGUGAAGUUCUACAACUGCAGCACACAUAAAACGUGUCUGUCCUGUGUAAACAGCACGUUUCGCUGCCACUGGUGUAAAUACCGCAACCUGUGCACCCACGACCCCAGCAGCUGUUCGUUCCAGGAGGGCAGAGUCAACGCCUCAGAGAACUGCCCUCAGCUCCUUCACUCCGGGGAAAUUCUCAUUCCAGCCGGCGAGGUCCGACCCAUCACCCUGAGGGCCCGAAACCUUCCGCAGCCGCAGUCGGGCCAGCGGGGCUACGAGUGCGUCGUUCAUGUGCAGGGUGUCAGCCACCGUGUCACGGCGCUGCGCUUCAACAGCACCAGCGUGCAGUGCCAGAACAGCUCGUACAUGUACGAGGGUGUGAGGAUCAGCGACCUGCCCGUGGACCUCUCCAUCGUAUGGAACGGCAAUUUCAUCAUCGACAAUCCCGAGAAGAUUAAAGUGAACCUCUACAAGUGCAGCGCCCAGCGGGACAGCUGUGGGAUGUGUCUGCGGGCGGAGAGGAAGUUUCAGUGCGGUUGGUGCAGCGGUGAGGGCCGAUGCACCAUGAAGCAGCACUGUCCUCCAAUCUCCCCCUACGCCAGCCGCUGGCUCAACCUCUCUGCCAGGAACGUCAAGUGUACCAACCCACGCAUCACUGAGGUCAGCCCUGUAUCAGGACCUCUAGAGGGGGGCACACUGGUCACCAUCCAGGGCCUGAACUUGGGUCUGUCAUUCUCUGAGCUGCAGGGCAACGUGGAGGUGGCGGGUGUGCGCUGCACCCCGCAGGAGGAGGGAUACAUCACUGCAGAACAGAUUGUUUGUGAGAUGGCUGCGGCUCCUAAAGGAAAUGCACCAGGUCCGGUGAAGCUGUGUGUUGGGGAAUGCAGACCAGAACUACGUGCACAGUCCCCACAGCUCUACUCCUUUGUGACUCCUUCCAUGCUGGCCCUGACUCCAGGCAGAGGACCUGAAUCCGGGGGCACGAAGGUCACCAUCGUCGGGGAGAACCUGGGCGCCGGAAGCACUGUUAAUGUGUACUUUGGAAAUCAGACCUGUGAGCUGUACAGGAGGACCAUGUCAGAGAUCGUGUGCUUCUCUGCUCCGUCUGUGACGAGAGCCGGACCUGUGCAGGUCAGUCUGAGUGUGGACUGGGCCAGAGUUCCUGGGAGUCUGGCCUUCGAGUACAUAGAGGACCCCACAGUCCAGCGAAUUGAACCCCUGUGGAGCAUUACCAGUGGACACACCACCUUGACAGUCACUGGAACCAACCUGGAUGUAGUCCAGGAGCCGCGGGUCAGAGUCAAAUAUGCCGGCCAUGAAUCUGUCAAUGUGUGCAAAGUGCUAAACACCACCACCAUCAGCUGCUUCGCCCCCUCUCUGAAGGCGGAGUACACCUCAGACCAGGAGACCAUCAAACACGUUGACGAGUUUGGCUUUGUCUUCAACAACGUCCAGGCUCUGCUCACCUACAACAACACCAGCUUUGUGUACUACCCCAACCCUUACCUGGAGCCCCUGAGCCUGACAGGUGUGCUGGAGCAGAAGCCAGGAGCGCCCAUCAUACUCAAAGGACGUAACCUGGUGCCGUCUGCGUCGGGCGGGAGGCUGAACUACACGGUGCUGAUCGGAGACACGCCCUGCUCUCUCACCGUGUCUGACACUCAGUUACUCUGCGAGCCUCCAAACCUCACCGGGCAGCACAAAGUCCUGGUCCAAGUAGGAGGACUCCACAUCUCUCCGGGAGAAGUUCACAUCCGCUCUGACAGCCUGCUCACCCUCCCUGCUAUCUUCAGCAUCACAGCUGGAGGAGGGCUGCUCCUCAUCAUCGUCAUCAUCGUCCUGCUGGCCUACAGACGCAAGUCUCACGAGAACGACCUCACGCUGAAGCGGCUGCAGAUGCAGAUGGACAAUCUGGAGUCCAGAGUGGCUCUGGAGUGCAAGGAAGCCUUUGCAGAGCUGCAGACAGACAUCAACGAGUUAACGAGCGAUCUGGACCGAGCCGGCAUCCCCUUCCUGGACUAUCGCACAUACUCCAUGAGGGUCCUGUUCCCCGGCAUCGAUGAUCACCCCGUACUCAGAGAGCUGGAGGUGCCGGGCAGCGGACAGCAGAGUGUGGAGAAAUCCUUGAAGCAGUUCGCUCAGCUGGUGAAUAACAAAGUUUUCCUGCUGACAUUCAUCCGCACUCUGGAGCUGCAGCGCUCCUUCUCCAUGCGUGACCGCGGCUACGUGGCCUCGCUCAUCAUGACCGCUCUGCAAGGACGCCUGGAGUACGCCACGGACAUCCUCAAACACCUUCUCUCAGACCUGAUCGAACGCAACCUGGAGAGCAAGAACCACCCUAAACUACUCCUGCGCAGAACCGAGUCGGUGGCGGAGAAGAUGCUGACAAAUUGGUUCGCCUUCUUGCUGCACAAAUUUCUCAAGGAGUGUGCUGGCGAGCCUCUCUUCAUGCUGUUCUGUGCCAUCAAACAGCAAAUGGAGAAGGGACCGAUAGACUCCAUCACUGGGGAGGCACGCUAUUCCCUCAGUGAGGACAAACUCAUCCGCCAGCAGAUUGAAUACAAGACGCUGACGCUGAGCUGUGUGAACCCAGACUAUGAGAACAGCCCAGAAAUCCCUGUUAAGGUGCUCAACUGUGACACCAUUACCCAGGUAAAAGAGAAGAUCCUGGACGCGGUGUAUAAGAACAUGCCGUACUCGCAGCGACCACGGGCUGCAGACAUGGAUCUGGAGUGGCGACAAGGCAGAACAGCUCGAGUGGUCCUGCAGGAUGAGGACAUCACCACCAAGAUAGAGAGCGACUGGAAGAGACUCAACACACUCAUGCACUACCAGGUGUCUGAGCGCUGUGUGGUGGCCUUGGUGCCCAAACAGAUGUCCUCUUUCAACAUCCCGUCCUCAGCCAGCUUCCCUCGCAGCAUCAGCAGAUACGGUGUGGACGUCCCCUUCCGCUCAACCCCCACCAGCCCAGACAGCCCCCACUCUCGAGUACCCAUGCUGACCCCAGACCUGGAGAGCGGGGUCAAAGUGUGGCACUUAGUCAAGAACCACGACCACGGGGACCAGAAAGAGGGCGAGCGUGGCAGCAAGAUGGUGUCAGAGAUCUACCUGACGAGGCUACUCGCAACAAAGGGCACGCUGCAGAAGUUUGUGGACGACCUGUUUGAAACGCUGUUCAGCACUGUGUGUCGGGGCACCGCGCUGCCUCUGGCUAUCAAAUAUAUGUUCGACUUCCUGGACGAGCAGGCAGACAGACACGGCAUCCAUGACACGGACGUGAGGCACACCUGGAAGAGCAACUGCCUUCCCCUGCGCUUCUGGGUAAAUGUGAUCAAGAAUCCUCAGUUUGUGUUCGACAUCCAUAAAAACAGCAUCACAGACGCCUGUCUGUCUGUGGUCGCCCAAACCUUUAUGGACUCAUGUUCCACUUCUGAACACCGUCUGGGCAAAGACUCGCCGUCCACCAAACUACUCUACGCCAAGGACAUACCGCACUACAAGAGCUGGGUAGAAAGGUACUACGCUGACAUAAACCGCCUGCCUGCCAUCAGUGAUCAGGAUAUGAAUGCCUAUCUGGCUGAACAGGCUCGCCUUCACUCCAGUGAGUUCAACAUGCUCAGUGCCCUCCACGAGAUCUACGCUUACGUCAGCAAGUACAGCCAAGAGAUCAUUGAGGCACUGGAGCAGGAUGAGCAGGCCCAGAAGCAGAAGUUGGCGUAUAAAUUGGAGCAGAUCAUCUCAGCCAUGUCUGCAGAGAGCUGAGACACACACCCACAUACAUACAUUAACACAAAGACAACACACACACGUAAUCCUUAACUGAGGACUCUAAACCCAUCUGCGACGCACGUUGGGUACAGACACACACACACAUCACACACACACACACACACACACACACACACACACACACACACACACACACACACACACACACACACAAGCAUAUGGAUGUACGCAGAGACAUUGCGGAUUAAUGGACCUACUGUAUAAACAAACAGACAGCACACACACACAAAGAGAUUCAUACACAUGCAAACACACAUACAAAUGUACAUACACAGACCACUCUACACAUCAAACAGCAGAACGUCCCAAAGCACGACUUUUGAGUCCAAUGUCAUCGUUUUUUACUGAAGAAACUCCAACAGGCAAAAAUCCAGCUUCGAAAGCGCUCCCGUCGAGAAAAAACAAAAAGAGAGAAAGAAGGAGAGAGAGAAAAGAUUUGGGCCAUCACAGCUGCUGAAUUUGCAGCCACUUCUUUUCUGCUGGAUAGUGGCUUGCCUUUGUAGUGGCUGCUUCUACUUCUCCUAAAUGUGUAUGUGUGUGUGUGUGUGUGUGUGUAUGCGUGUGCGCGGCGUGGCUGGAGCUCUGAAGACGAGAGCGGCGCUUAAUAAAGAAUGACUCAACUUGAAAAGUCACUGGAGGAGCGCAGCAAAGACAGGAGCCAAUUUAAUGGGACAGCACAUGCGGUGAGACAAGACUCCGAGUUCUUUUACACGUCAGGGAUGAAGGACGUUUUUUCACACGACAUAUCACAGGCUUGGAGUGACAUCGUCAUUUGGAGCCAUCGGGGGCAGAGAUGUGUAACUGUGAGUUUGUUAAGCCUUUUUCCUGUUGCCUUUUAAAGGCUUCAAAAAGAAAACACUAAAGACUUUGGCAAACUCUAUGUCAUUAUUUAUUUUUUUUAGAUGAAGAUUUUCUAAUUUACACGUCUGCUCGAGACUGAACAGUUUAAGAAAACGAAUCACGAAGAAAGUGAAGGGGUUGCUCUUUAAUAACAGAAAGGCCCCGAAUUGGCACAGUGGUCAUUUUCCUCUGACAUCACUGUACGGGUCGGAAGCUCAGAUGUUAUAAUCAUGUUGGACUGAUACCUGUGACAACAUUUUAUUUCAUUGUUAUUGAUUAAUCUGUAACUGAAGAGAACAAUGAAAGGUCAACUCCAGCCCAUGUGUCAAGAUAAACUGGAGGUCACAGCAGCUAAUGUUAGCAUUCAACCAAUAAACUGUUCCUGCUAAUGUUAGCUAGGAACUGGGUGAAUGCUAGCAUUAGCUGUUGUGUCAAUCUGACAGAUGGAUGUCAUUUUACUUCUUACUGAUGGAUCCGCAUCUGAAAAUCCAGUAGAUACCAUCACUUUGGCAAUAUUGCCAGGGAAAUUAAAUAUUUGCUAACUCAUCAGCUAAUGACAGCUAAGUCACAAAACCCUCCGACUCGUAUCUAAGACAAGCUGAGAACCCUAAAGACCCAAUCAGGGGAAAAAAAUACAAGUGGCCAACAGAAAUUAAAAUACAUUUAAAAGUUUUCAUUGAUAAAAUCCCAGCAGAAUAAUUCUAUACACUUCUUCUUAACUAAAGAUCUUUGUAUCAACUAUCUAGUAGGCUAAGUGUCCUAUCAUGUUUCUUUGUGCAAAUUGAAUUUUAACCUCCUCAGAGUGGACAAAGCCUCGCGCUAAAAUAUUUUGUCACUUAAAACAAAAAGUUUGUAGACACAGCAACAUUGUAAAGAAGGCCUUUCACGCUUGGUUAUUUUGAAGCAUCUAAAUGCUGGGUUAGUUUCUCUCAACAUUUUCACCAUUCAUUUUCUUUUCAGGUACCGAUCAACCUGAUCCAGUGAAAUUAAAACAAUUGGUCAUAUUCCUAAUGUUAAUAGAAUUUACAAACCUGGACAUCACCAGUAAGAUAAACGCAUUAAUGCUUCACUGCCCGAGUGUGACAUCAGAGGAAAUAUGGCUGCCGUGUGAAUAUGGUAAAUCACCUUCAAAUGUGAACUAAAUGGAGAGAUAUUUCCAGACCCAAUCCCUGGCUUUUGUGCCAAAUAUAAUGUCUAAUGUUUCAUUUCUGUUAAAAGCUGUUAUUAGUACACGCCACUGAAGAGAAGAGAUCCCAUUAGAGAUAGGACAUUCUGUACAGCGAUGAUCGAUAGACCACCAAUUCAAGCAUUCAAAGAUAAGUGGAGACCAAAUUGAACUGUAGCAGAAAGCAUGAUUAAUGAUGCUAUGAGUCUGAUCGUGGAUCAGAUUAUCUUAACCCCUGGCGACAGGGCCCCUACCCCCCCCC